Molecule: messenger RNA, 1756 nt
Organism: Vollenhovia emeryi
Lineage: Eukaryota; Metazoa; Arthropoda; Insecta; Hymenoptera; Formicidae
Product: alpha-tocopherol transfer protein-like
Exons: 5
Coding region: 166-1104 (312 amino acids)
Cellular component (GO): membrane
Molecular function (GO): phosphatidylinositol bisphosphate binding
Source: RefSeq, a predicted model, not a curated record
CGGUUAUAUAGGAGGAAACAUCGCUCUAACGUACUCCAAUAGCGACGUGCACUUCAUUUCAUAAGGAGCACAUCAUUCGUCCGUCAGUGCCAAGCCAAUCUUCCGGUCGUGCUUUCUAUGUGAUCGAUUUCCACCAAAUCAGAUCCACGGAUACAGUUUGGCGAAAUGGAUCAGUAUCAUCCAGUCCCACCAGGACUCAUGUUAUCCAACAUUAAAGAAGUACCAUUUAUAAAACUCGAUGACAUGAUACUCGAGUUCGAACUGGACGAUCCUAGCCCGGAAUUUCAAGAAAUCGCGAAGAAGGAAUUAAGAGAGACUCCCGAGAUUCAAAAAAUGUCGAUAGCACGUCUGCAGGAAUUAUUAAAAGCCGAGAAGGAUCUGAAAACCCCAUUGGACCACGAGGCUUGGUUGAUCAGGUUUCUGAGGCCGUGCAAGUACUAUCCUGAGUCGUCGCUCACUCUCGUCAAGAACUAUUACAACUUCAAGGUGAAACACGCGUCCGUGUACAAUAAUUUGAAGCCGAGCACUGCGAAGAAUAUCUUCGAGCAUAACAUCCUAACCGUGCUGCCUAAUCGCGAUCAGCACGGCAGACGCAUGUUGUUAGUUGAGCUCGGCAAAAAGUGGAAGCAUAAUAAAUGCAGUCUCGACGAGGUCUACAAAGGAUGCGUGCUGUAUUUAGAAGGUGCCAUGAUCGAGCCGAUCACGCAGAUCGCUGGCGGGGUCGUCAUAUUUGACUUGGACGGCCUCAGCCUCCAGCAAGCCUGGCAAUUCACCCCACCAUUUGCUAAGAGAAUAGUCGAUCUGCUUCAGGAGGCGAUGCCUCUUAGAAUCAAAAACAUACACAUCGUUAACCAGCCGUACGUAUUUAACAUGGUGUUCGCUCUGUUCAAACCGUUCCUGAACGAGAAAUUGAAGAACAGGAUAAUCUUUCAUGGCACCGACCGUAAAUCAUUGUAUCAAUAUAUACCACCGGCAUAUUUACCGUCGCAAUUCGGUGGUACACAAGUAUUGAAACAGUUAUCCGGGCCCGAAUGGUACUCAUUGCUGAUACAAGUCGACAAGGAAUUCGACGCAAUCAAUUCGUAUGGCUAUAAAAAGAAAUAAUUUCUCAGUCACUAAAUUUAAUCACAGUAAAAAGGUAUUUAAAAUAAUUACGGAGAAACAAUUACACAACGAUUUUUCCGAGGAGAAAUAUUCUAUUUAGCAUCGAUUACGACGAUCGUGGACUAUUGUUCACCCUUCGAAACACCCUAUAACAAAGCCUUGCUCACGUUAUAAAUUUAUUUAGUUCAAUAUUAUGUAGUCUUUUAAUUUUAAUUUUUUUUUGUUUUCAGCAAUUCAGUAAGACUACAUAAAAUAAUGCAACAAUGCAAAAAGAGCGACAUAACCGUUAAUAUCGCAAUAAUUAUGUCGCAUUAUUUUCGGACUUUUUUAAAUCUUGAUACGGCAAAAUUGGCACCGUAUCAAUUAGAUAUCAGUGAUCUCAUUUCAGAUUUGUAUUUUUGAUUUUUAUCAUAAUUUCAAUUACUCUGUUAUCAUGCGAUAAAUAUAUUAUGCAUUCCGUAAAUUUUGUACAUUGAAUGACAUAUUCAUAUAUAAUUUAUUUAAAGUGUAUACAUAUGUUAUAUGUAUAUGUAGUUAGCUAUUAUUAAAAUUUCUAAAACUAUAUAUAAGUUAUGUACUUAAAUAGCAUACGUUCGAUACGUAGUUUUGGUGUAAAAUUGUAAUAAAGAAAUCAUUGCUAUUGUGGGUUUGA